AUGACAUCCCAACUCGAAUUGCCGCCUGACCUAGAGACGAGGUCCGAAAAGAGAACAUACAUCCGCCAGAUAAUUGAUCUAGAGCCCAAUGCCUUCAAUUGGCUCGUUUGGGAAGUCAGCGCUUCUGGCUUCUUCACGGACUCAUAUAACCUCUUUGCCACUAAUGUCAUCCUCCCGUCUCUGGCCUUUGUGUAUUGGCCGGACAAUAAUGACCACAAAAAUGAGUCACUCAUCAAUAUCAUGUCGCUAGUUGGUGCGCUGGUCGGACAGCUUCUCUUCGGCUAUCUGGCCGACCGCCUAGGACGAACACGACUCUAUGGGAUUGAGUUGCUUAUUGUCAUUGUGACUACCAUUACAGUCUGCGCUGCUUCGCAAGGAGUGGACUCGAUCAGCAUUGUGGCUUGGAUUAUGGCAAUGAGAUUUGCCAUGGGCAUAGCCGCCAUCUGCACCGAAUGGGCCCCAACUCAAGCCCGUCCUCGGAUGAUGAGCGCUGUGUUUCUCAUGCAACCACUAGGGCAGCUCGUGGCACAGUUGGUUGGGCUCGCCGUUCUGGCUGGAUAUAACCGAACGAAUCCUCUGACGAAUUGCAUGGGCAAACCGGGGCAGGACCCAGCCUGGUGUCGAAGCCAGGUUGACAGUAUCUGGCGGUGGAUUAUUGGAGUUGGUGCGAUCCCAGCCGUGGUUGCCAUCUACUUCCGCUUCAAGAUCAAGGAUCCCGGGCUGUAUGACCUCGAUGUCAGAGACAGGGGCCAGAUAGCCGUCGAGAACACGCAAAAUCUAUACAGGGAAAAUCUCCGGGAACUACAGCAAAAUGCCACGGCUUCGGGGACCCGCCUACACCGAGUUGACUCGCUACCUGUCCAGCUCACCUUGCCAGACAUGAGGGACUACUUUUGGAAUCAGGGAAACUGGAGACUGCUCGCCGGCACAUCUGCAUGUUGGUUCCUUCUCGAUGUCGCCUUCUAUGGACUCGGAAUUGGAAGUCCUCAGAUCCUGGCCAACGUCUGGGCAUCCAGCCCCCCUACUGACGGCAUGGAUGUUAAUGCUCACAGCAGCUGGAAUCCAGGCUUGUCAAAUCCCAGCAUCUAUGAAGCUCUGCUAGAGAAUGCAGAGAGGAACAUCCUCACCGUCUGCCUUCCCUCUCUCUUAGGAAGCUUGCUGGUUAUAUGGCUCAUCGACUACAUCCCCCGGAAGCAGUUUCUCAUCUACUCUUUCCUUGCCCUUGCGUUGCUUAUGUUUAUCACCGGUGGUACCUUCCGGGCUGUGGCGUACACUGAAAGAUUCCCUGCUACAAUCGUCCUUGUUGCGCUCUGCAACUUUCUAUUCAACUUUGGAGCAAAUACUUUGACCUUUAUUAUCCCAGCAGAACUCUUCCCCACCAGUUACAGAGCCACGUGCCAUGGGAUCGCAGCAGCCAGCGGCAAGCUCGGCUCGGUCCUCGUGCAGGUCAUCCUGCCCUACAUGAAGUUUGAUGGCAGCCUUAGAAAUGAAAAGGUAUCCAAGCCAGGAAGCACGAGCCUCGGAUACGUCUUUCUCGUUUUCGGCGGUGUCAUGGCUCUGGGCGCGCUCUUCGCGUGGGUCUGGAUUCCCUCCAUGCAGAACCCGCGUGCUGAAGGAGGAAGCUUGGUGCUGCAGAAUAAGACGCUCGAAGAAUUAGCCGAGGGCGUGGAGAGGUACCGCAGCGACGGCCAGGUGAUAGGGAUGAGAGACAAUUUCAAGGCUGUGUACAAAGGGCUUCAUCAACGACUACCUCAUCGGCAGAGAGAACCGUUGGGGGAGGAGGAUAUCGAGAGGAAGUGA
Messenger RNA from Clonostachys solani, 1800 nucleotides. The record is from the annotation of a GenBank genome assembly. NCBI's taxonomy places the organism in Eukaryota, Fungi, Ascomycota, Sordariomycetes, Hypocreales, Bionectriaceae.